This is a messenger RNA of Xenopus tropicalis (tropical clawed frog), 3486 nucleotides long. RefSeq names its product Coenzyme A synthase (gene coasy). Gene Ontology annotation, biological process: coenzyme A biosynthetic process. The transcript is spliced from 9 exons. NCBI's taxonomy places the organism in Eukaryota, Metazoa, Chordata, Amphibia, Anura, Pipidae. The record is from RefSeq and is a predicted model, not a curated record. Gene Ontology annotation, molecular function: dephospho-CoA kinase activity; pantetheine-phosphate adenylyltransferase activity; catalytic activity. The coding region runs from base 310 to 1983 and encodes 557 amino acids. Gene Ontology annotation, cellular component: mitochondrial matrix; cytosol.
ACACCCCCGCUGAGACCCUUCCCUCUCGGCCCAGCGUUGCCGGGGAACGCACGUCAUUUUCGCAGAAACUUUAAUUCCUUUUCAAACCCCACAAUAUCUGACACAAUAACGCAGCAAAUCUAGUCCUACAGUCUGUCAGCGACGAUGUUUCUAUUUCCGAAGCGGCAUAGCGAAACGACGUCUCCGGGCGCGCCGCUCUGACGUCACUACACCGCGCCGAUUGUGCGAGCUUUUCCUACACACGGGGCUAUUUGUUUUCCUGUCAGAAGCAGAUGUGUCACUAAUGUAUGUUUCCCCCGAGUCUCUAGCAUGUCUGUGUUCCGCACCGGUGUGCUGAUAUUAACUUCCCCGCUCUCCGCCCUGGCUGUGAGACUAGCGCCCAUUUUAGCCUCCGCCUCCAAAAUCGUGCAAGACACACUGUAUGUUCACUUCCAGCCGGGGCUGCUGCUCACUGGCCCCUCCCAGCCCGGUUCUACCUCCAUUCCCGCCACCUCUGAGGUGUGCAGCCUCAUCUCCAGACUGUACUCGGAUGCUGACAGCCACACACACCUGGACAUCCGGGUCCUGCUGACCAACAUUAAUAACCAGUCUCCCCAGCAGCUGCCUUUGGCUUCAGUCCAGAACCUUUCCCACCCCCCAGAAGUGGUUCUGACAGACUUUCAGAGCAGCGAUGGGGGACAGUACAACCCAGCAAAGCAGCAACUAGAGCGCUAUGCCGCCAACUGCUACAGCUGCCAGCCCAACCUGGCGUCGGUGCUCUUGUAUCCGGAUUAUGGGUCCCCAGGGGAACUAAUUCCUUCAGACUCCGCCGCGGAUACGACCCUAGAAAGUUACAGCGAUGUGGUGGUGGGGGGGACGUUUGAUCGCUUGCACAACGCUCACAAGAUCCUGCUGAGUGUGUGCUGUCUGCUGGCGGAGACGCGGCUUCUGGUCGGAAUGGCGGAUAAAGAAUUGCUGGAGAGCAAGGUCCUAAAGGAGCUGAUUGAGCCGUAUGAGCAGCGGGUGGAGAAACUGUCACAGUUUCUGGUAGACGUGAAACCUUCACUCCUCUAUGACGUCGUGCCCAUCUGUGAUCCUUACGGUCCCUCAAUCACCGACCCGGAUUUGAAAUGCAUCGUGGUUAGCGAGGAAACCCAAAGGGGGGGACUUGCGGUCAACAGGAAACGUCAAGAAAAUGAACUCAGUGAAUUAGCCGUUCAUGAGAUUAAGCUAGUGAAAGAUGCCCGACACGCUGAAAACGAGGAGGAAAAGAUCAGUUCAUCUAGUUUUCGCAAUAGAUUGCUGGGAACGCUUCUCAGGCCUCUAAAGGUAAACAAUAGCAUCCCAGCAAAGCCGUAUGUAAUUGGUCUAACAGGAGGAAGUGGUAGUGGGAAAUCGUCCAUUGCAAAGCGUCUGGAGGACCUGGGAGCUGCCGUGAUAGACUGUGACAAACUGGGGCACCAGUGUUACAUGCCAGGAGGGCCCGCAUAUGAGCAAGUGAUCAAUGAGUUCGGCUCAGAUAUUCUCUGCCCAGAUGGAACAAUUGACAGGAAGGCUAUGGGGAGCAAAGUCUUCACAGACAAGGAGCAGUUAAAGAAACUGACUGACAUUGUAUGGCCUGCUAUAGCCAUGCUUGCUAAGAAAACUAUGGAAGAAGCUGCCUCCCAAGGUAUUUCCGUGUGCGUACUGGAUGCAGCUGUUCUGCUGGAAGCUGGGUGGAACAGUAUGGUCCAUGAGGUGUGGACUGUAAUCAUUCCUGAGAAAGAGGCUGUAACGCGUGUCAUGGGCAGAGAUGGGAUCAGUGAGGAACAGGCUAAAAAGCGACUUGCCAACCAGAUGUCCAGCAGCCAAAGGGUGCAGCUCUCAGACGUGGUUCUUUGCACAAUUUGGGAGCCGGACGUGACCCAGAAGCAGGUCCAGAAGGCCUGGGACCUCCUGCAGCAACGGAUCAAUCAGGAGUCAGAUCGACCCAGGAACAGUCCUGUUUUUAAAUCCAGAUUUUAAUUUUGUAACUUGUGAGUAGCAAUGUAUUACUAAGGGGCCCUCCUGCUGCUGUAGCUCUCAGGGCUUGGUGAAGACACACGGAGCUACUUGUCGUGGCUACUAAAAUAGACAAUGCCGAUCAUUUACUGAUAAUUGUCUCUACGUGUGUUUAGCAGAGGCAAUUCUCAGUAGUGUCUAUGGCAGGGGAUUUUCUGGAGUUCAGUAGCCGUGAAAAAGUGGCCCAGUGUGUCUUCACUCUUAGAAGAGAACUGUGGUAAAAGCUGAAGCCACACAGGGCUGAGAAUUAGCCCCUCUGCUGGCCACAGCCUCCCACCUUGCCUACACCUGGAAGCAAUGUGCUGGCCUGCAGAAAAAUCCUCUAUACCAGUGAUCCCCAACCAGUGGCUCCCCAACCCCUUGGGUGUUGCUCUCAGUGCCCCUUAAACCAGGGAGUUAUUUUUGAAUUCCUGACUUGGGGGCAAGUUUUGGUUGAAUAAAAACAAGAUUUCCUACCAAAUAAAGCCCCCUGUAAGCUGAUAGGGUGCAUAGAGGCCCCUAAUAGCCAAUCACAGCCCUUAUUUGGCUCCUCCAUGAACUGUUACGAUGCUUAUGUAGCUCUCUUUUUACAUUUGACUGUGACUCACGAGUAAGAAAGGUUGGGGAUCGCUGAUCUAAGGGGCCCUGGUGCGACCAGUCCCUCCUCCCCUGGCCCUCUUGUGCCUCCCGGCCCGACCACACCACCAUAUUUAAAGGUAGAAGAAGGGCUGAGGAGGGGGGACUAUGGUACAGUAGACCCUGCAGUCUGAGCUCCCCUAUUGCCUUGGGACCCCCCCACAACCGCAGGGCCUGUUGUAUACAUAGUUACGCCCCUGACCUGGGCGCUGGCACGUGCAGCGGAUAUCAGCUCUGAAAUGCAAACUCUGUGUUUCUUCACUGAUAUCCACUACCUUUGCCUGCAGCCGGGCAGACACAAUGGUUCCAGGUACAGCCAGGGUAGGAGGCCGAUUCCAGCAGUGGCAUCAGCCAAAAUAAAACACUAGUGGGGCGUAGAUGGGCUUAGUUUCCCAUGCAGUUCCAGUUUGUGCUGCUGAGUAGGGAAAUGGAAAUAUAAGUUGCCUUUAUGUGAAAGCUCCCCAUGGUAAUAGAGGGGUAGCGCUCUUGUUCUCAGUGUAAGGCUAGUGCAACACGGGGCAGAUUCUCCGCAGGCUGAGAACCUGCCCCUUUGCUUUAAGGGGAAUAGUCGGGCAGUUUCCGGCUGAAAUAGGCUGUGUGUUCCUGUAUCCGGCCCGGGGCCAUUCUUCCAGCCACAGGCACAACUUUAGGAUUCUUCAUAGGGACGGAUUCUCUCAUUUUUCUUAAUUAAAAUGAAUAAAACAGACCGGCCAUUUCCCCUCUAUUACUUAGAGACAGAGCUGGGACACUAGAAUGGCUAUUGGGUUGGACUAAUCCAAAUAUCAAGCACUUUAAAUAAAUGUUUAAUUCUAAUAUGAACAUUCUAAUAAAUGUUCUUAUCUGUACACCUUA